Messenger RNA from Cladophialophora immunda, 2132 nucleotides. RefSeq lists its product as uncharacterized. NCBI's taxonomy places the organism in Eukaryota, Fungi, Ascomycota, Eurotiomycetes, Chaetothyriales, Herpotrichiellaceae. The coding region runs from base 318 to 1853 and encodes 511 amino acids. The record is from RefSeq and is a predicted model, not a curated record. The transcript has 2 exons.
CCCACUGCCACAAGCUGAGAAACCUCAACGAAUCUCACCACACUUUUUGUAUAUGCAUACGUAUGCUUGAGCCCAUUAUCUCUACUCCAAUCUCCCUAUAGUGCAUUGUCACCUUGCCUGUAUCACCAUUCACGAUUCUGUCUAUGAGAAAAUUCUCCAUUUGACAGCUUGUACGAAUCUGCUGUAAAUCCUCCGAACUUGCCAUAUUACGAGUACAUUCUUGUCCAACUUUUGCCAACUUGAUCAAAUGUCCCGAUAACAAAGCCUCAACGCUCACUUCCACACGAUUUGACUUUCUCCCACCACCAGCCACUGCCAUGGCAGUUAGCUCACCUAUACAGGUGCUGGACAAACACAGCAUACAAGUUAAUCGACUAUCACCGAGGCAGGGGCCACCGAAAGAUGGAGGCGGCGGCGGCGGCGGCGGCGGAGGGAUGGGUGGAAGUGCUGUAAUAGUUGGUAUAAUUGCUGGCGUCGUAUUCUUCCUCGUUGCUUGCGUGGUCUUUUACACGAUGCUGCGGAGAUGGAGGGUACAAGGCAAGAAGCCCACGUAUAUUCCCACGAAAUUCUUGAAGAGCAAAUGGCAGACCUGGCAACCCGGCGGAAAAUACAAAGCCGUCCGCAACCGAGAUCUUUCAUCCACGAACACGGCUUACAAUGGCAAUGACAUUGGCAGCGAAGCAGGCACUGGAGCGGGAGUUGAUCGCAACACCAGCGUGCGCAGUGUUAUAACACUUCCGGCAUAUUCAAGGACGCCAAAGGACACCGAACAAGUCAUCGGGCGAGAAGGCGAAAGAGGUGGCAUGGACACGGUUGUGGAAUUCCCGGAGACGGUCGAAGAGGAAGAAACACGCCGAGAAGACCAGAUGGAGUCAUUGUACCAAAUCCGAUUGGCCCGCCGCCGCGAAAUUGCAGAACGAGAAGAACGUCGGCGGGAGCGAAGAGAAGCUCGCGAGAGGGGAGAUACGGCUCGAUUGGAGGAGCUGCGGCGAGAGUCCCGUCAGCGUGCAAACGAAAGUACUACUUCCCUCAAUGGCGGCGUGAGUGUAUCCGCAGCCACGUUGAUUGCCGAACAUCAGUCUCGCGGACGAGAACGAAGGGUAUCGAGCGUUGCAUAUGCUUCACUAGGUGAGGUACGACAUGACGGUACGCGGAUUCGAGCAAAUAGCAAUGACUCUGAGCGAGGUGGGCUGUUAAGUGGAGCAGCCCCUAUGGGUGAAGCCGAAGGACGCUCUCGUCUUCUGUCGGAUGCUACAUCGAUGCACAGCCGUGACCGCUCGAUUAGCGCUGUGAGUGUAUCAACGAUGGGCUCUGACUUGGAACCUCAGCCCACGCCGGGCUCAACCAUUCCAGACGACAGUAACCGACGGCAAAGUGACGAGCCCCAAAGCGGCGGUACGUCCAACUCUUCCCCCACCGCCAAUAGAUUCACGCCUGAUGAAAGCACCGGAUCAGACGACAUUGGGGAAUCACGCAUCCCGCUGCCUUCAGACAUUGGUGAUGUACAUCGGCCACCCGAUUACGAGUUCUUAGACUGGGGCGAUGCUCCUUCGUACGAGGCCGCCGUCGCUCGUCGUGCAGCAAGCAAUGCCAGUCGUGCUGCAGGUAUUCCCAGCAGGGCUCCCACGAACGCAAGCAUUGCACCUCAACUUCCACAGCUCAAUCUUCCUAGGAUCAGUGUCUCCGGGGCCACGGAACCUAAUACCCCUGUGUCGCCGGUAGUGCAAGCCGCUCCUGUAUCGAAUACUGAAGACACGCCCGUCUCGCCUGUGGCAACAACAAGCAUCCAUACAGUGAUAGAGCACCCAAGAGAGGACACGAAUUCCAAUCCUGCAGGUGGUCAUCAGAAUUGAGUAUUCUAUGCAUAAGAUGAUGGACGAUGUUCUUGGUACAGAGCGGAUCCACACGCAAAAUUGGGUAACAAAGGUCUGUGAUGGAAAAUGUGAGCAUGAAAAUUUAUGAUGGGAUGUCUUAUUUCGGAACAUGUACCGCAAUGCAUGGAAGCACGGCGCCGGGGUAUCUUCCGUCUAUUCGACGUGGGAAGUCUUGAGGGUAGCAAUCAAUCUAGCGAUCCUCUUCAAUUUGAACAUAGGUGUUCUCAUACUGAAGCAAUGCCACAUCUUCCGGUUCGA